Molecule: messenger RNA, 1368 nt
Organism: Parnassius apollo (apollo)
Lineage: Eukaryota; Metazoa; Arthropoda; Insecta; Lepidoptera; Papilionidae
Source: the annotation of a GenBank genome assembly
AUGGGUAAUGAUCAUUCUUCAGAAUUCGAGAAAAAGAUAAGGGAGGCUCAAACUCAAGCUGCCUACGAAAGGGCUUUAGAAAAGCAAAGAAAACUUUAUGAGGAGAGAUUAAGGCAAUAUACGAUGCAAUUACAAUCUGCACAAGAGGGAAGCAAUAUUCCACGGAACACGAGAACAGACAGGGUUGGUGUGGCUUCAACGUCUGCCAAUAUAAAUAAUAAUACUUCACCUGAUGUAGUCGAAAGACCAAGAUAUACACCAAUUGCAUCUACUUCAACUUGUAAUUCAAGUUUUGAAUUUGUUAACAAUCAUACGACGAGUACGAGAACAGACAGGGUUGGUGUGGCUUCAACGUCUGCCCCUAUAAAUAAUAAACUUACCUUAGCCAAAGGACCAAGAAAUAUACCAAUCACAUCUACUUCAACUGGUAAUUCAAGUUUUGUUAACAAUCAUACGACGAGGGUUAUUCCUUCAGCGCCUCCAGCACCAUUAAAUGAACCAACAAAUACAAACAGACAACAAUCUAAGAGAAACAGUGAAAGAAAUGAAUUUAGCUGCCCGACAUGCGGCAACAGAUUUGGAUUAACUAUAUUCCAAUGCGGUAGUGGACAUAGUUCGUGUAGAGAUUGUAAAAUAAAUGGUAGCAUGUGCGGUACAUUAAACUGCGGUAAAACAAUAACCGACAUGAGAAAUAGAACACUUGAAGCUUUAAUUGCUGAUAUCAAUUUAGCGGCUGUGACAUCUCCGUCAACGGGAGCUAACAAAUCAGAGAAAACCAAACCUGACCGCCAGUGUAAAAUUAAUUGCCCAAACCAACAAGACGGAUGCAGAUUACGAAUUCGUUCGACCGAGUUGGAAAAUCAUUUAAAAGAAUGCCCUUUUAAUGAGAUGGCUUGUCCAUUAACCGCGCUUUUUGGACGAUGCUUCUGGAGAGGAAAAAUAAAUCAAUUGGGCAGUCACUUUGCCGACUUCCAUCCUGAACAUCAACAAGCAGGUGUAGACAAAGAAAUGAUCGUCCAGAAUACGAAAAAUGAUAACAGAAUUGUUCAUUUAGUUCUGAUUGGAACAUUUUACUUCUUAUUUCAUAUAAAAAUAGAUACUUCCACACAAAUGUUAUACAUGUCUACUCAACUUUUGGGUACCGAGUCUAGUGCUGCCAAGUGGAACUACGAAAUCCACAUUUACAACAAAAAACAACCAAGAAGAAAAUAUGAGUAUUUAGACGUGUGCCUAUCAAAUGGUACUUCAAUUGACGAGAUAUUUGGGACGAAUAAAUGUGCUGUUAUUCCUCUAGCAUACAUUACAACCUUUGAAAACAAUGGUGCUCUCAAUUAUAAAUUUUAUAUAAAAAAGCGAAAUGAUGAGUAA